Cyanistes caeruleus (blue tit) is the source of this 1172-nucleotide messenger RNA. It is a transcript of the gene CCL28, whose product is annotated as C-C motif chemokine ligand 28. Lineage: Eukaryota; Metazoa; Chordata; Aves; Passeriformes; Paridae. Gene Ontology annotation, molecular function: chemokine activity. The record is from RefSeq and is a predicted model, not a curated record. Gene Ontology annotation, biological process: immune response. Gene Ontology annotation, cellular component: extracellular region.
UCCUGCUGAAGUCCAUAGUGCCACACAGGACAGAACUGACGCCAAGCUGCUGCUCAGGGUGGGGCUUUAAGGCACGUUCAUCCCCGGCAGCCAGCAGGUAGGAUCAGGUGUUAGUCCUGCAGCUCGCCACCUGCUCUGUGGCUGCGUUCCCGCAGCAACAAGGAGGAAUGGAUGUGAAAUUUGUCAUUGUUUUGGUUGUUCUACCACUCAUGGUUAGUCAGACGUCUGAGACUUUGUUUCCUGGGGCCUUUAACUGUUGCAUGAAAAUUUCAAAUGAAAUUCCCAAAGGAAUUCUCAGAAGAGUGGAGAGAUUUGAAAUCCAGAAAGCUGAUGGCCUGUGUCACCUAGAGGCUGUUAUUCUUCACAUGAAAGGCAAAAAGUUCUGUGUGAAUCCAUGGAACAGAAAAAUCAAGAAAAUGAUGAAGAAGAUGAAGCACAAGAUUCAUAGGAGCAAAUCUCAUAUCAGAAAGCAGAGAAGAACCAGAAUUACCAAACAGAAAGAACAGAAGCAGCAGCAAAAUGAAGCAAGACCAUGAUGAAGAUACUGUGCCAUACAGCACUGUGGGCGAGGAUACCAGAUUUCACCAGUGGUGGAUGAUUGUAGGAUUAAAAUGACUUUUCAAAUCUCUUUGUGCUGGAGAAAGCAGAGGCAGAAAACAUCACCUGUACUCAGAACAAUGCUGAUCAGAUUAUCAGACAAAUGACAAGUUGUUCCUGGUAAUGCCUUGUAACAAGUACUUGCCAUACCUCCUGGAUCUUUUCGCAGACUUAAAUCUUCCUCUCUCUCUCACCCUGCUUUUAUGGCAACCUCCCCUGUGAUUUCUGUUUUAACAUACUGCUCCUUCUCAUUCCUCAAUUUUUACCCAGUCCUAUCCUUUUCCUUAUUCUUCCCUGCCAGCAAUCAUCUUUCUGCUGUUGCCUGUUUUGUUUACAUUCUUCCAGUCAUUAAUCUUUUUUCUUCAUCUUACAUAGUUUCACAAACACUUUUUCAGAUAGUUCCAGCUUGUUUGUCAACACCAUAUCUUUUACGUGUUCUAAGCAGUCUCUGCUCCCAGCUGUUAAUACCAUGAAAUAUAAUUUCAGUGGUAAUAUCUGAUCCUCUUCAUAGGAUUCAAAGUGUGGCACUCAGAGCUAUGCAAUAAAGAUCAUCUCUAUUGCUUUUGUUCAUUCAA